CACUGCUGACACAUGCUCUGCUUCUCUGCGCCAUAUGACUUAAAACCUUUGACAAGAUGUUCUCCAGAGGCUGCACUGUGUUGAAAACCUAGUUUGGCCUCAGUGUUCACAGCCAACCGUUUCUCUCAUCAGCGUGGAGCAGCAGCCGCAGCAGCCAGGAUGAUCCCGGUGGGUGAACUGAAAAACCUCGGCACAGAGCCGAACUCCAAGUUUCGGGUGCUGAAGCCGUGGUGGGAUGUUUUCUCAGAGUACCUGUGCAUUGCCAUGCUGAUGAUUGGAGUCUUUGGUUGUACCCUGCAGCUCACUCAAGACAAGAUUGCAUGCCUGCCCAGUCACUUCACCAGCCCAACGCCAGAGGCAAUCGACUGCAGCCACAUCAGCACUUACGCAGAGAACAAGACAAGGCAGCACACACUGGUCAAACCUGCAAGUCCCAUCAUGGUGGAGGUGACCGGCCGCAAGAACAACCUGGACAUCCAUCAGUAUUUGUUUGUUAAUCACUAUUGCUACGAGAGGUUCGUCCACUGGUACGCAAAGUACUUCCCCUACCUCGUCGUGAUCCACACUGUGAUCUUCAUGGCAGCGAGCAGCUUCUGGUUCAAGUUCCCCGGAACAUCUUCUAAGAUUGACCUCUUUGUGACCAUCCUCGUGAAGUGCUUUGAGUCCCCGUGGACCACAAGGGCCCUAAGUGAAGUGUCAGAGGAAAGAGGAGAGGAGAAGCUGGUCAUUUGGAGGAGGAACACCACCUCCAAGGAACAUGCAGAGCGACGAGGGGAUGAGGAGGAGACCACAGGGCUUCUUCGCUCCUUGUCUGUCAAGUCUAAUUCAGAAAAGAAAACCCCAGAGUCUCAGUCUGCCCCCUCCGCCCUGGACAAGAAGGAAGGCGAGCAGGCCAAAGCUCUAUUUGAAAAGGUUAAGAAGUUGAGAACUCAUGUAGAGGAGGCAGACCUCUGUUAUGUCAUGUAUGUGCUACAGACAUCGGUCAAGGUCUUUAAGUUCCUUUUGAUCAUCAUCUACACUGCAGUGAUGGCACCAAACAUUGAGAUUGUAGUGCACUGUUACGUUCCUCCUGAUCUGACUGGUUUUGACAUUUUUUGCUGUAACCACAACAAAGCCCAUCUUUUCUCCAAGCUUGCUUAUUGCUACAUCUGCUUUGUGGGAGUGUAUGGUCUCCUGUGUAUCUAUUCCUUCUACUGGCUGUUCCACCGGCCACUCAAAGUGUACUCCUUUGACCAGGUCAGACUAGAGACAGGUAUUAACGAUAUACCAGACGUAAUGAAUGACUUUGCAUUCCUCCUGCACCUUGUGGACCAAUAUGAUGCCCUCUACUCUAAGAGAUUUGCCGUCUUUCUUUCUGAGGUCAGCGAGAGUCGUCUCCAUCAGCUCAACCUCAACCACGAGUGGACCGCCAAAAAGCUACGCGACCGUCUUGUCAAGAACACGAAUAACCUGUUGGAGCUGCACCUGUCAAUGUUGCCGGGGCUUCCUGACACCGUGUUUGAGCUGUCUGAGGUGGAAUCGCUCAAACUGGAGCAAGUUAAAAACGUUACCAUCCCACUGACUGUGGUAAAGCUAGACUCUCUCCAGGAAUUGUCGCUGCUCUACUGCCAAGCAAAGCUCCAGCUGCCUGCCCUGAACCACCUGAAGGAUCAUUUGAAGAUCCUUCGUCUAUCUUUUGAAAAUUUCGAUGAAGUACCUUUGUGGAUGUACACCCUGAGUGGUCUGGAGGAGCUACAUCUGAACAGUCCCUUAACUGAUUCGUCCAAAAGUGCCACUCUGGACUCCCUCCGAGACCUUCGAGCUCUGAGACUCCUCACUUUCCGCUCCAACCUUUCAAAAAUCCCGCCCAGCGUGGGGGAUGUAGCAGUGCAGCUGCAGAGGUUGUGUAUCUAUAAUGAAGGUGUCAGACUCCAGGCGUUCAGCAGCCUGAAGAAGUUAACCAACCUGCUUUCACUGGAGUUAGUGGGCUGUGAGUUGGAGCGCAUCCCAAGUGCUGUCUUCAGCCUGAACAAUCUACAGGAGUUGGACCUGAAAGACAAUAAACUGACCACUGUGGAGGAGAUACUGAGCUUACAGCACUGUCGCCGGUUAGUGACCCUGCGACUGUGGCACAACAAAAUCACUUACAUCCCUGAUCACAUCAGUAAAUUGCACUCCCUAGAGACGAUAGAUCUCAGCUGGAACAAGCUGAGGAAGCUUCCCUCUCGACUGUUUUAUUGCACCAAGCUCAGGCACAUAGAUGUUUCCCACAACCAGCUGACCUCUCUUCCUCCUGAGGUGGGCAUCCCACAAGGCCUCCAGUUCUUCUCGGCUGCUUUCAACUCUUUAGAGAUGGUGCCAGAGGAGCUGUUCUCCUGUAAAAAGCUAAAGACGCUGGCUCUUGGAAACAACUGCCUGUCAUACCUAAGCCCUAGCGUGGCCAACCUGCCUCAACUGAUCCGGCUGGAGAUUAAGGGGAAUCGUCUGGAGUCUCUUCCUCUGGAGAUAGCAGAUUGUCCCCUUCUGAAUGUCAGUGGGUUGAUAGUAGAGGACAACCUGCUGGAUCUGCUGCCACCGGAUAUGCGAAGCAGGCAGGCGAUGAGCUAAGUUUGUAGAGCUAAUGGACGCUUCUUCUCUCCGUGGACUGUCAUGGUCGAAGCUCAUGGAAAAUUAGCAGUUUGUUGAUCUGUAGCACUAGAGGGAACUUUGUCCUGUCCAGGAUUUCUUCUGCUCUGCUCAUUGGCUUCUCAGAGUUCUUUUUACACUUAAAUUUGAUCACAAACUUCAGAUAUUGUGUUGGCUCAUGUGCAAGCCAGUCAUGUUCCCUUGUGGAUCUCUAUAGAGAGAUAUAUAAAGAUAAGUGGAGGGAGACUUUUACGAUCUUAAAUAUGGAUCAGACUGAGACAAGAGAAUGGCUUUUUCUCAGGAGCUAAAUUUAUGGGAUAGGAGAAGUCAAAAUCGAAUAUCUGAUCUUAGAUUAAAGGUUCAACCUCCAAACGUGAAAGAGAACCUGUGUACCGGUGUUUGGUUUGUCCAGUUAGGACUAUUGUAAAAAACAUAGCGGCCUCUGUGGAGAGGAUCCUUUCCCCACGUAAAUAUAAAUUAUUUAAAUAUAAAGGGCCCAUUCAAGGGUAGAGUAGACAACAAUUCAUACAAUUUAGGUUAUUACACACUAGUGAAAACAUCUCUAGGGUUAUUUAAUAUUCAAUUUCUGCCUUACACAAUGGACGUUUAACAUUAAACAUUUAAAGCUCAGUUAUGUCUAGGAUAAACAGGAAGGACAAAGAGGGGAUAUGGAAUUUUCCUUUCCUCUGCAACGAAAACCAUCAUUAAAUCCAGAAGUCAACCUGCAAAAAAAAAGAAACUUUUUUAUAACAUGUAUGUUUCAAUUUACGUCAGAUGCAUUUUCUAAAAAUACAUUUUUGAAGGUCAUAUGUGUCCUGUAAAUACCUAACUGUAUUUAUUUAUUUUUUAAAUGGUGCAUAUUGCACAUUAUUGUAAACUUUAUUAUAAAUACAGAGUCAGACUAAUGUUAUAAUUCUUUUAUAAUUAGCAUUAAUAAAAGAAAAACCUUGUAAUUUUCAUGAGCCAACGUUUUUAUUCACUCUGUGCACAAUAUGUAGCAGGUUCCCUCAGAGCCAGAGAUUAGUAACUGUGCUGUUUCCUGUUGAACAGGUUCCUACAGAAUUGAGCGCAUGUCCCACAGUGUGGGGGCUCAAGUUGCUGCCUUUCAGGCACCAAACAAGUAGGAAGAAGAAAAGCCUUUCAGCAGGAGAAUAAUAAGUGUCCACUCCUCCAUUUACAAUUCUGUCCAACUGAGGUGGAGACUGAAUACUCAAAGAUGAGUAUGAAUCAGGUAAAGGUCAAGUCAACAUAAUAUUGGUCAUGCAAAGCAGGUCUGAGUAAAUAAUCAUAAAGCCAGAGAAAAGACAAAACAUCAGUCUUCAAAUGUCUUAGAUUCACAAUGAUGUCUUCGGUGAGGGAUGAUGCUCUUGAUUUCAACAUGUUAUGAAUUGAUGGCUACCAAAGUUUCACUCAGGUUUUAGUAACUUGUGAGGUAUUUGGUUUCCAGAAAACCCUGUCAACCAAGUGAUUUGAGUAAUAACAUGUUAAAAACUAUAUUGUAAUUUCCCUCAUAUAAUUCUAAGAUUUAAAAAGUUUCUGUAGCUCAACUGAAGGUCCAUCUAGUAACUUGUUUUAGUUUUAUAGUUUUUGUGGUUUAAAUGCUUUAAAUGUUACAUAUUAUACUAAGUGUUUUUCUCUCUCUCACACAAAGAAAUUCCUUCCUUUUUUCUUUCUCCCUAUGUUCAUAAGAGCAGUAUCUCUGUCCCAGACUCCGAUUUGCAUUUUACGUCACACAGGACGUCCACCUCUCUGCCUGAACUGCUCUGCCAUCAUGUCCUGGCUUGCACAGUAUUAAAUGUGAUCCUGUCAGCCGGGUUACAGACAUACCACAGUAAUGUUUGAGCGUACACUGACCUGCCCACUGUGACACACACCUCCAUGGCCAACUGUUCUUUUCUUUCACAUUUCGUCCUUUAUGGAUUCGAGCACUGAACCUUUUCAGCAAAAGAGAGAAAGAGGGGGAUUGAACUGUGGAAUCAGUUCAAUCUGUGGUUCAGAACUGCAUGACCUUAUAUAAUCGUUUUUUUUUCAUUUCCAUAUUUUUUUUUUAAACAGUGAAAAAGUUUGUAUGAGGAUUAAAUGAUGAUAAGAGUGAACAAAUUAUCACUAUUGUCAGCAUUAUCGUACCAUUGUUGAAAUGUACAAAAUUAACUUUGAAAAGGGAAGGUUGUAGCUUGUUAAGAAGUCAACUCAGAAUAUGUGAUGUUGUUGAAAACACCAUGUUUAAUAUCUGUGUUUUCAAAGGUUCAGUUCCCUUUGACAGCAAAGUGGCCUGACUCAAGUAUUGAGUUCAAUGAUUUACUCAACUUCACACAAAUUCAAUCAAUGAUUUAGUAUCGUUGCGCAGGAAAGUCCAACAGAAGAAGGAAAUAAAUUGCUUUAAACAACAGAGUUUUGUCCACGUUGUUGAUGCUGGCGCGUAUCAACCAAAUCACCAUGGUAAUAACGGACGUUUAGGAUUUAAACUGUAAAAUUAACAAUUUGGUAUCAAAGUCCAUAAUUCAUAAGAUGUUUUAUGGUAUUUUACCACUGUCUUUAUAUAGAUUGAUAUGGCUGAUA
Messenger RNA from Platichthys flesus (European flounder), 5163 nucleotides. RefSeq names its product volume-regulated anion channel subunit LRRC8C-like. The coding region runs from base 160 to 2586 and encodes 808 amino acids. Gene Ontology annotation, molecular function: protein binding. NCBI's taxonomy places the organism in Eukaryota, Metazoa, Chordata, Actinopteri, Pleuronectiformes, Pleuronectidae. The transcript is spliced from 2 exons. The record is from RefSeq and is a predicted model, not a curated record.